AUGGCGGGCGUGCAGCCCGCCAAGCCCGCGGGCCGGCUGCGAGCGGCGGACGGGGCCGCGGAGGCCGGGCCCGCGGCGGUCUUCCUGUGCGCGCCCUCGCUGCCCUCGCCGCUGCCGCCGGGCGCCCGGAGGGCCUCCGCGGACGCCGGCCUGGCGGCCCGCGGUGCCGAGGCGGCGCAGCCGCCAGCGGAGGACGCCGGCGCGGGCUGCGGCGUGACGCCGGCGAGCCUGAAGCACCUGCGGCGGCAGAACGCGACGCUGGCCGAGGGGCUCGAGCGGGCGGGCACGGAGGUUGCGGCGCUGCAGGCCCGGCUGCAGGACGAGCAGGGCAGGGCGUCCGGCCUCGCGGCGUCGCUGGCGGAGGCGGAGCAUCGCGAGGCGGCCCUGCAGCAGGAGGUCGCGGUCGGCAGGGGGCGAGAGAACGCGCAGUGCCGCAGGAUCGAGGAGCUGUCGCUGCUCAACGCCAGGCUGGAGGAGUCCCUGUCGCUGCGCGAGGCCGAGGUCCUGACGCAGAGGAGGACCCUGGCCCAGCUGCGGCUGCGGCAGGCGGCCGACGCCUUCCGGAGCGAGGGCCGCCACGCCGCCGCCCGCGGGGCCGCGCCCGCCGAAGCGGCCAGCGGCGAGCCGCAGCCGCAGGCCCGCGGCGGCGCCCUCGCCGACGCCCUCGCCGGGAAGAUCCAGGUGCACGUCUCCAUCCCGAGGGUGACGGUGGCCUACAAUGGCGCGCCGCCGCUGGAGGUGAGCCUGGCGUCGUGCCUCGGGCAGGACAGGAUCCGCCACUUCCUGGACCGCAACCUGCUCCCGCACCUGGAGCCGCUGUGGCUGCGCAUGGACGACCUGGACGAGGCGCCAGACGGCACCAGCAAGGAGGCGUACAGCGCGAAGAUUAUGGACGCGCUCGCGCAGUCCAUUCAAGUCUUCGUCGCGAAGGCGGCCAAGAGCACCCCGGACGACCCUGGCGGCGCGCCCCAGACCGCGGCCGCCCCGCCGGAGCUCGUGGGCGGCGGGGGCGCGCCGCUAGGCGUCUGCGGGCCCCUGGGCGUCGCGCCGCGGGCCUCCGACCCUGCUCACGGCCCCGUGCCCGAGGCGAGCAAGCUCCUGCUGCUCCGCCCUCCUCCCCUGCUCCCGCCGUCGGGCGGUUUGGUUGUGGAGGACGAGCACCUCGAGGGGCCUUAG
Prorocentrum cordatum is the source of this 1176-nucleotide messenger RNA. NCBI's taxonomy places the organism in Eukaryota, Dinophyceae, Prorocentrales, Prorocentraceae. The record is from the annotation of a GenBank genome assembly.